GACACCAUCUUCUCUUGGUCUCCAUGGGCGAGAAGCGAUCUGCUGCGGAUAGUGGCAUCGCCGACGCCGACGAGCACGCCGGCGGCGGCGGCGGCGGCAAGCGGAGCUGCAUCGAGAGCACCGACAAUUACGAGGUCACGUGCUGGCUCAGGAAGGGCGCGUUCGGCGCCGUCAUCAGGGCGCGCCACCGCGCGACGGGCAGGGACGUCGCGAUCAAGUUCCUCCGCCGCCACCGCUGCGGCAUGGGUGGUAAGGCCGUCGGCGAGGACGCGCUGCUGCGGGAGGCGCUCUACCUCGCGCGCUGCAGCCACCACCCCUCCAUCGUCCACUACCACGGCCUCGCGCUCGAGCCGCGCUCCGGGAUGUGGGGCCUCGUCAUGGAGCACGUCGGCCCUAGCCUGAGCAGCGUCCUGCGCGAGCGCCACGGCGGCGGCGGCGGGCCGCCGUUCACGGAGGAGGAGGUGCGCCGCGUCAUGCGGCAGCUGCUGAGCGGGGUGCAGAGGCUCCACGACCGCCACGUCGUCCACCGGGACAUCAAGCCCGGGAACAUCCUCGUCGGCGACGGCGGCGUCGUGAAGCUGUGCGACCUCGGGCUGGCCAUGGACACGGCGGCGCGGAAGCCGCCGUACCAGAAGGCCGGAUCGCCCGGGUACAAGGCGCCGGAGAUGCUCCUCGGGAAGCCGGACUACGGCGAGCUCGUGGACGCCUGGUCGGCCGGCUGCGUGAUGGGCGAGCUCCUCGCCGGCGUGCCGCUGUUCCGGGGGCACAGCGAGACCGACGAGCUGCUGAGAAUCUUCCGCCUGCUCGGCGCGCCGUGCCGCCAGACAUGGCCGAGCUACCCGUCGCUGCCGCUCUUCGGCGCGGUGCCGAUUUGCCGGAGCUGGGACUGAAACCGGCUGCGCGACCUGUUCCCGGAGGAGCGCCUGUCGCGCGACGGGUUCGAGGUCUUGAACGGCCUCCUCACCUGCAACCCCGACGCGCGGCUGUCGGCGGCGGAGGCGCUUCGGCUUCCGUGGUUCAACGCCACCGUCGACGGCAUAGCAGCAGCUGAUGAGACGAAGAUCGGUCAGCCGGCGGCGUCCCCGAGGCAGGAGCCGCCGCCGCUGGCGAGCUUCGCCGCUAUCCCUUGUGGUGAUUAUGGCACCGGCUUUGCCGGGUAGGCGAGAGUUUGUGGAAGUGAUGGUCUUUCAAAUAUUCUUGUACAUGUACAUUUGUAAAUUGUAAUGCAAAAUGCAGAGUAACUCAUUCUGUUUAGUCCUCGAGAUAAUGGAGUGCCUUUUUGUAGUGUCCA
Molecule: messenger RNA, 1291 nt
Organism: Oryza sativa Japonica Group (Japanese rice)
Lineage: Eukaryota; Viridiplantae; Streptophyta; Magnoliopsida; Poales; Poaceae
Product: putative cyclin-dependent kinase F-2
Biological process (GO): protein phosphorylation; regulation of mitotic cell cycle
Cellular component (GO): nucleus
Molecular function (GO): ATP binding; protein serine/threonine kinase activity
Source: RefSeq, a predicted model, not a curated record